UGCCCCUUUCUUUCUCUCAAUUCUCGCGUGUAACUUCCGAACGCAAAUUAGCCUACUUGAGAGAGAGAGAAGAGAACACACAGAGAAGAAAAUACAGAGAACCCCAAAACCACACAACAACAAUAACACAGAGAGAGAGAGAGAGAGAGAGAGAGAGAGAGGCUCAGACAGACUCAGACUCAGACACAGACAGAGAGACAGACACCACCAUAAAAAUACAACCACUAGAAGACUCGAGACUCUGAGAGAAACUAGAGCAAACACACAGAAGAAAACUGCUCUCUCAUCUAUCCCAUUCUUCUUGUAAAUCAUUCAUCUUUAGAGAGAAAGACAAAGAGAGAGAUCUCCGUUGUCAUUCUGCAUUGCCCACUUCGUAGUGGACAAGGUAAUCUCACCAGUUGUAUCUCAAAUACCCAGAAUUUGGAUUUCACAGAUUUUCCCAUUAACGCUUUGAAUCCGCUCUCUUUAGCCCUUUUGAUCGAUACCCUCUUUAAAUUGGCUUCGACCCGCGAAAUAAAACUUAAAAAUUGUAUAGUGCUCGAUUGUCCUUCUUCUUUUUGUUGUUUUUUUGUUUUUUGAAAAUUUGAUUUUUUUCCCAGAAUUUUUUGAGGAGUGGGAUUAGGGUUUUUGAUAGUGGGUAUUUUGCUCAGAGCAUGCUUUGUUUUGGUGGAUAUUUUAGGGUUUCGUUGGAUCGCAACUGGGUACUCGUCCAAUUCCGCUGUUUUGGACUAAUUAGGGUUUGAUCAGAGCACAAUUGAGGAACUGGCAGAUAUUGGAAUCAUCGCGGCCGCUCAUAGAAUGAGCAUAAGCUCCGAUCUUUCCCCGGAACGGAAUUGUGGAUUUGCCAGAGCUGGGUUGAGUACAUGAACUCUGAGAUUGCAUAGAAUUAUGGGAGUUAUUGUUUUUCUGAGCAUGGAAGAAGAUUGCACAUACUGAAUUGGGUACAUGAGUGAUCAGAGACUUGUGGGAUCAGAAUUUCGGAGCAAAAGGACUUCUGGGUUUUUGCUGUUUUUGCGUGCUUGAUCUUCAGCUGGGAAUGAAUUUGGUUUUGGGUUAUAAGGAGGAGCUGAUGAUUCUGUAUUGGUCCAGAAGGCAACACAGAGGAUUGGAUUGUAGUGGACCGUUUUCGUUUCUCAAAAAACCGUUUGGCUUAACUUAGUUUGAACAAAGUUCUUGACAGAAUAGCUUUUGAAGUAGUUAGUUUAUCUGGGUUUUGUUGGAUUUUAGAUCAGUUUUGUGUUGCAGUUGUUUCCACUGAGCUGGUGCUUUUUGCUGAGCCUUGGUUUUUCAAGUGAAUUGUGUGUGUUAUUGCUUUGCCUGCCUGCACUUCUGUGUGGAAACGAUUAAGGAUUGGUUCAAGUGCCUGUUGGAGUGACUGAGAAGCUCAUGGAGGAUUUUUGAUGCUGGGAAUGAAUGCGGGGACAUGGUGCAUGGACAGGAGCAUAGUUGCUGGUUCGUUCCCUUUCUGGAACAGUGCUACUGGAAACUAAUUCAGGAGUUUUCUUCCUUGGAAGGCACUGGUGUUUUGUAUUGUGGGAUUUUGUGCAAUGUCGCGCUGCUUUCCAUUUCCUCCACCUGGAUAUGAAAAAAAGGCUAGGAAGGAUGAUGUGGACUUGCUAAAAAAGGAGAAGCACAGAGAAAAGAAGCAUAAGAAGGAAAAAAAAGACAAAGAGAAGAGAGAAAGUAAAGAAAAAAGUGAGAAAGACAGAAGUGAUGGAAAGCAUCAGGAAAAGAAAGACAAGAAGGAAAAAAACAGAGACAAGAAGAAGAAUAAGGAGAAAGACAGGGACCCCGUUAAAGAUAAAAUUAGUCCUUCAGAUGAGAAGAGAAAUCCGGGGAAAACUGAGAGUUUUGGUGCAGAGAAAUUCAUUCCUAAAGAGUACAAAGAUAACUGUGUUGACAAGAGAUAUACUGGGCAAGUUGGAGGUUAUCAGGCCGAGAAGCUCAGUCAAAAUCAUCAUCUGGCUGAGGAGAACCACAAUUCUGUAUUGUUGGAGUUGGGUAGGAGAACUAAAGAUGAGGCCAGAGGAAUUGGUAAUCAUGUGGUUGAGAAGAUUUCUGAAUCAGACCGAAAGAAGGAUGAGGGGAUGGUCAGAUUGGUGGCUAAGGAUGCUGACAUUUUGGCUGAAGUCAAGGAAAAGAACAAGGACAAGAGAGUUGAUGACAGAAAGACGGAUGGGCAAGGCAUCAGGGUUGCAGCACAGAUUAGUGGGAACACAAUGGUUCAAAACCCUGUUGGUAUGGUUGAAACUAAAGUUGGAGGACUUUCCAGACCAUUGGGGAGCAACGUGGAUAGAAAGAUUGAUGGAAAAGAAAAGACCAAAGAGAAGGAAGGUGAUGAUAAACGAAGGGAGAAACGCAAGGAGAAAGAUAGAGAGAAGAAAAAACAAGGGAAAGACAAGGACAAGGAUAAAGAAAAGAAAAAGGAAGCGAAAGCAAAGGAGAAAAAUGAAUCUAAGAAUGCAGAGCCAGGUAAAGAGAAGAAAAAGGAAGAGAAAGCAAAGGAGAAAAAUGAAUCUAAGAAUGCAGAGCUGGAUAAAGAGAAGAAAAAGGAAGAGAAAGCAAAGGAGACAAAUGAAUCUAAGAAUGCAGAGCCAGAUAAAAUAAGAAAGAGCAAUAAAGAGGAUCAUAUAGACCCUCAUUACGUUAUAACCUCCCAACUUUCGAAAGACAGCAACAAAAGUGCUGGUGCUGAUGGAAAUCUUAAGAAACGGAAGGACUUGCAGACAAAUGGAGUUUUGCAUGCCAAUGACAUUAGGCCCAGUAAACUGCCGCGACCCUCUUCGUCCUCUCAUCCAUUAACGGUAAAUGGAAGAACAGUGGAACCUUGCCAAACUUCCACCCCGUAUGUUUCAGAUAGGCUGGGAUCAGCAAAUAAUGUUAAGGUGGACAAUAAGGACUGCAAGAUAAAUGGCAUCGUUGAAUCUCCGUCAUUGUCUGUCUCCCCUGCAAAGCUGACUUCUACAGCUGCACAGACUGUUCCUGUUGCCGAAGCAUCUGUGAGACCGCCCCAUCCAGAUUCCAGAUAUCUAAGCCAGGUUUAUUUGGUUCCAAAGGUGGACGAAGUGCCUGAUUAUGACGAUGAAGAUUGGUUGUUUGGGUGCAGUGGUAACCAAUCAAAGAAGCCCAAGGUGGAAUCUUCAGGGGUUGAGGAGACACCUGAGGUAUGGUCAGAGGCUCUGCGGAUAGAGUCUGCUGAUGUUCACGCUCUACCGUAUGUCAUUCCAUAUUGAUUGACUCAAAUGGGCAUGCUUCACUGCUUCACCUCCAAACUCUUGAUGCGGGCAACCCUCGAUAGGACCACACUAGACCAAAGCUAGAAAGGCUUCUGGCCACCUUGGACAUAUAUUCAGAGUUUUCUAGCUGCAUUCAGCUGUGAUUGCACUCUGUUGCAGUGAGUACGACUAAUGGUCUGCUUCUCAAACAGUCUCAAAUGCAAAGGUUGCCAGGGUCACUCACACAUUAUGGCUUGCCCCAGGACCGGGCGGGCUAUUUGGAUUCAAGGGCUGGUUUUCCCCAACAGCUAAUUCAUUCAAAAUGGAAAUUUUCAUAAGUGCGACCAAGUGAAGGGUUGCGUAGAAAGGGAGAUAGAUAUAUAAAAGCUUGUGCAAUUUUUGUUUUCAUUUGCUUAGGAGCUGAGAAGCUCAUUCUAAUUGAGCAUUUAAGAGAAACUAGCCACAAUUUUGAUUUGUAACAUAGAACUCUUAUUUACAAGAAAUGUAAGAUAGAAGGAAAGGGAAAGUAGUUGCAUUCGUUCGUUGGCC
Molecule: messenger RNA, 3764 nt
Organism: Prunus dulcis (almond)
Lineage: Eukaryota; Viridiplantae; Streptophyta; Magnoliopsida; Rosales; Rosaceae
Product: DNA ligase 1-like
Exons: 3
Coding region: 1548-3233 (561 amino acids)
Source: RefSeq, a predicted model, not a curated record